Messenger RNA from Scomber japonicus (chub mackerel), 2307 nucleotides. It is a transcript of the gene masp1, whose product is annotated as MBL associated serine protease 1. NCBI's taxonomy places the organism in Eukaryota, Metazoa, Chordata, Actinopteri, Scombriformes, Scombridae. Gene Ontology annotation, cellular component: blood microparticle; extracellular region. Gene Ontology annotation, biological process: complement activation; zymogen activation. The record is from RefSeq and is a predicted model, not a curated record. Bases 53 to 2248 code for a protein of 731 amino acids. The transcript is spliced from 14 exons. Gene Ontology annotation, molecular function: serine-type endopeptidase activity; calcium ion binding.
GCCGAGCUGAGGAGAGGAGAGAGUCCCGCACGGUCCCGCACGGUCCCGCAUCAUGAGGUUCUUCUCGCUCUCGCUGGUUUUCGUCUUCGCGGUCGACGCUCAGCUUCUCUCCGGGUCAGAGAUGUACGGCAGCCUGCAGUCGCCCAACUUCCCGGAGCCGUAUCCCCGGGAGACGGAGCUGCGCUGGAACGUCAGCGUUCCCGACGGCUUCCAGAUCAAACUGUACUUCAGCUACUUCGACCUGGAGCCGUCGUACCUGUGUGAGUACGACUACGUCAAGGUGGAGGCGGAGGGGGAGAUGCUGGCGUUGUUCUGUGGACGGGAGGACACGGACACGGAGGCGGUGCCGGCUCAGCAGGUCAUCACCUCCCCCAGAAACUCCCUGAGCGUCCUCUUCUCCUCAGACUUCUCCAACGAGGAGCGCUACUCUGGAUUCAUGGCUCACUACAGCGCCGUGGACGUAGACGAGUGCAGAGACCAAAGUGACGAGGAUCUGAUCUGUGACCAUUUCUGUCACAACUACAUUGGAGGAUACUACUGCUCCUGUCGCUAUGGUUACCUGCUGCACUCGGACAACCGCACCUGCAGAGUGGAGUGCAGUGACGGUGUGUUCAGGCAGCGCUCCGGUGUCCUGAGCAGCGUGGACUUCCCGGCUCCGUACCCAAAGAGCUCCGAGUGUGUGUACCUGAUCCAGGUGGAGCCGGGCUUCAGGGUCCGCCUCCAGUUUGACCCCAACUUCGACGUAGAGGAUCACCCCGACGUCAGCUGUCCCUACGACUACGUCAAGAUCAAAGCAGGCAGCGGUGAGUUCGGUCCGUUCUGUGGUGAUCGAUCUCCAGGACCGAUCGACACCGACAGCAACGUCGUCCACGUCUUGUUCCACAGCGACAACUCGGGAGAGAACCUCGGCUGGAGACUCACAUACACAUCUAUAGGAAGUCAGUGUCCUGUACCUGAGAAUCCGCCCAACGCCCUGCUGACCCCCGUCCAAUCAGAAUACUCCUUCAAAGACCACAUCCUGUUCACCUGUGAGGCCGGUUACAGGAUGCGGAAGGACGAUGAAUAUCUGGAUCAUUAUCAGAUCAGCUGUGAGUCUGAUGGACAGUGGAGCAGCCGUCCUCCUCUCUGUCAAAUGGUGGAUUGUGGGAGUCCGAAGGAGGUGGAAAUGGCCGACGUGGUGUUCGGUAGCCAUGACAACAGCACGAUGUUUGGUGCGACUGUCCGUUACGUCUGCAAAGAGGAGACGAUCCAGCUGCUCCCCGCCAACAGUUCUUACAGCUGUGAGCAGAGCGGAGAAUGGAUGAGUUCAGAAACAGGAGCCACACUGCCCACCUGUCUGCCAGCCUGCGGCCGGCCGGCCCGUUCCCUCCCCCCUCAGGUGAAGCGGAUCGUGGGUGGUCGCAGCGCCGAGCCCGGCUUGUUCCCCUGGCAGGUUCUGCUCAGCGUGGAGGAUCUGUCCCGGGUCCCCGAGGACCGCUGGUUCGGUUCCGGGGCCCUCCUCUCCGAGUCCUGGGUCCUCACGGCGGCCCACGUCCUGCGCUCCCAGCGGAGGGACACCAGCGUCGUUCCCGUGUCUCCCGAACACGUUAAGGUCUUCCUCGGUCUCCAUGACGCCCGAGACAAACGGCGGGCCACAAACCGCUCCGUGUUGGAGAUCGUCCUCCAUCCCGACUUCCAGCCCGACAACUACAACAACGACAUCGCCCUGGUGAAGCUGAGAGACCGGGUGGAGCUGAAUGACGUCAUCCGUCCCGUCUGUCUCCCAACACCACACACACAGGACGACACCCCGACGCCUCUCCCUAACUCUCUGGGUGUAGUUGCUGGUUGGGGCAUCUCCAACCCCAACGCUUCCUCCUCCACCCCUGGUGACCCCCCCUCCUCCUCCUCCUCCCCCGGGGCAUCCUCCUCCGACCUGGGUAUGACCUCCGACCUCCUGCAGUACGUGAAGCUGCCGGUGGUGUCUCAGGAUGAGUGCCAGGCCAGCUACGCCUCGCGCUCCGUCAGCUACAACAUCACGGACAACAUGUUCUGCGCCGGUUUCUACGAGGGCGGGAGGGACACCUGCCUGGGGGACAGCGGGGGGGCGUUCGUGAUGGAGGACGAGGUCAGCGGGAGGUGGGUGGUGUUCGGGUUGGUGUCCUGGGGCGGGCCGGAAGAGUGCGGGAGUCAAAGGGUGUACGGAGUCUACACCCGAGUGGUUAAAUACGUGGAGUGGAUACAGAAGCACCUUCACACUGCCCCCUAGUGGUCAGGGUUGAUCAGGACGUAUGAGUUGUCACGCCGGAGAGAGAGGAAGGAAAGGAG